UGCUUCGAUUGGAUCGAAGUCUCUUCGGGAGUGUCUCGAUACCAGGAUGCCUCCUCUUUCUCCGUCGUCUCUCCUCCCUUCUCUCUCUCUCCCCUCCCCUUUCUCUCUCUAAUCCCCCAUGGAUCUCCUCCAAAAUUCUUCAUCUGAUCCACCAAAUCUCUCUUAUUCGCUUUUCUUACUCGACGUCGAUCUCGACCGUUGGAUUGCCCCCGUCGAUCGUUGAAUAGCUUUCUAGGCAUAUUCUAUUUUUUAUUUAUUUGUUACAUAAAAGUUUUUUGUUAGGGUUUGAAUUGGUAGAUAGGAUUCGUCUUUUGCGUUGAUUUCGAUUUCGACUCCUUUUUUUAUGAUGGAGCCUCGCGUCGGUAAUAAGUUCCGGCUUGGCCGGAAGAUCGGUAGCGGCUCGUUUGGAGAGAUCUAUCUCGGUACUAAUAUCCAGACGAAUGAAGAAGUUGCUAUUAAGCUCGAAAACGUCAAGACAAAGCAUCCUCAGUUGUUGUACGAGUCAAAGUUGUAUAAAAUACUACAGGGAGGAACUGGGAUUCCAAAUGUGAGAUGGUUUGGGGUUGAAGGAGACUAUAAUGUCCUUGUGAUGGAUUUACUGGGGCCUAGUCUUGAAGACUUAUUUAACUUUUGCAGUAGGAAGCUGUCCUUAAAGACUGUUCUCAUGCUUGCAGAUCAGAUGAUCAAUCGGGUUGAGUUUUUUCAUUGCAAGUCAUUCCUGCAUCGAGAUAUUAAGCCAGACAAUUUCCUUAUGGGUUUAGGGCGGCGUGCAAAUCAGGUUUAUGUAAUUGAUUUUGGUCUGGCUAAGAAGUUCAGAGACUCCACAACUCAUCAGCACAUACCUUAUAGAGAAAAUAAGAAUUUGACGGGUACUGCAAGAUAUGCGAGCAUGAACACUCACCUUGGCAUUGAACAAAGCAGGAGGGACGAUUUAGAAUCACUUGGAUAUGUCCUUAUGUAUUUCUUAAGGGGAAGUCUCCCUUGGCAGGGACUGAAAGCAGGCACAAAGAAACAGAAGUAUGAGAGAAUCAGUGAAAAGAAAGUUUCUACCUCCAUUGAGGUCUUGUGUCGGGGUUAUCCUACAGAAUUCGCCUCAUACUUCCACUAUUGUCGUUCACUGAGGUUUGACGAUAAACCGGACUAUGCUUAUCUGAAGAGAAUCUUUCGUGAUCUUUUCAUUCGUGAAGGCUUCCAGUUUGAUUAUGUGUUUGACUGGACUAUUUUGAAAUAUCAGCAAUCGCAGCUUGCCAAUCCUCCUUCUCGUGCUCUUGCUGCUGGGACCAGCUCUGGGAUGCCUCACGCAGUCGCCAACAUUGAUAGACAAUCAGGUGGCGAGGAUGGUAGGGUUGGUGGUUGGACUUCAGCAAUUCCCUCUCGUGGUAGGAACACUGGACUACCUGCAGAUGUUGGAGGCUUGUAUAAACAAAAAAGUCCAGUUGCAAAUGAUUCACAGACAAUCAAAGACCCUAUGUUAUCCAAUUCUAACUUUUUGCGGUCGAGUGGAUCUUCAAGGCGACCAGCUGUUUCCAGUAUUCGUGACCCAGUGAUAACUGGAAGUGAUUCUGACCUCUCCCGCGUCCGCACUGCAGAUGUGAGCCCACAAGCGCUACAGAAAAUCUCCAGUGCAGCACAAAGAAGCUCAGUUCUAUCAUCUGAUCCCAAGCACAAUGCUUCUGGUAGAAUCACCUCUAACAUAAAGAACUUGGAGUCAGCUCUCAAGGGUAUUGAAGGCCUGCAUUUUAAUGGCGACGAGAGGACCCAUUAUUAGCUGCUGAUUUGCGGACGCUCCUCUUUCUCUAUGGUGUAAAUGUUGAAAUAUUUUUGCUUUGUCAUGCAAUUGAGUGGAAUGUAUUGUGUAUUUUAGGAUGUGUAUUUUAGGAAAAGCUGCCGAGCUGAAAUUUACAGUAGCCUAAGCCAAGUUGAGAGCAACCAAAACAUAACUGUAAUUAGGCCAUUCCUGUGAAUUUACUUGCUGGCUUAUUUUGGUUACUGAAGGACCCUUGGCCCAUGAUUACUACAUAUGGUCGAAGUUUACGAGC
Molecule: messenger RNA, 2039 nt
Organism: Rhododendron vialii
Lineage: Eukaryota; Viridiplantae; Streptophyta; Magnoliopsida; Ericales; Ericaceae
Product: casein kinase 1-like protein 2
Exons: 14
Coding region: 344-1768 (474 amino acids)
Biological process (GO): peptidyl-serine phosphorylation; signal transduction; endocytosis
Cellular component (GO): nucleus; cytoplasm
Molecular function (GO): ATP binding; protein serine/threonine kinase activity
Source: RefSeq, a predicted model, not a curated record